Molecule: messenger RNA, 513 nt
Organism: Ooceraea biroi (clonal raider ant)
Lineage: Eukaryota; Metazoa; Arthropoda; Insecta; Hymenoptera; Formicidae
Product: trigger factor-like
Source: RefSeq, a predicted model, not a curated record
UGUGACGUCACGGGGAUGGAAUCAAUAUCGCGCCGGUGCCCUCCCUCCGUCGUCGUCGUCGUCGUCGUCGUCGUCGUUGGUCCUCGCGGGACGGCGGACGGUCGACUGCCUCAGUACGUGGUGGCCUCCGCGACUGUACGGGACGACGGCACGUUCCGGCAGCGUCGUUCCGACGACGACGACGACGACGACGACGACGACGGCGACGGCGACGGCGACGAUCACGACCGCAACGACGAGGACGUGGACAAGGACGACAACGAGGACGACGACGACACGCCGGUCCGUCUGACACUCCGGUCCCGGCUCGUCCCGCGGUCCGUCGCUCACCCCCUUCCGGGACCGGUGACUGCACUUUCUCCGCUUGUACGCGAAACUGAUUAUAUCCGUCUUCGUCGCCGGUGAUCCUCCGAUUCGGCCGCUGGUACCCCAUAGUCGUCGCCGCAUCGACCGCGCUGGUAACUGGUCCCACGUACAAUGAAGUAGUCAUGGUCGUUGCGGGUUGCUGAAUCG